Messenger RNA from Colossoma macropomum (tambaqui), 3949 nucleotides. RefSeq names its product chloride channel, voltage-sensitive 5b (gene clcn5b). NCBI's taxonomy places the organism in Eukaryota, Metazoa, Chordata, Actinopteri, Characiformes, Serrasalmidae. The record is from RefSeq and is a predicted model, not a curated record. Gene Ontology annotation, molecular function: voltage-gated chloride channel activity. Gene Ontology annotation, biological process: transmembrane transport; chloride transport. The coding region runs from base 319 to 2751 and encodes 810 amino acids. Gene Ontology annotation, cellular component: Golgi apparatus; early endosome; synaptic vesicle. The transcript is spliced from 13 exons.
CAUCUCUAGUUAGUGUCCACAGCAGGGCAGGCAUCAGCCUUAGUAGUUCGAUCUGCCCGGCAGUGUUUGUUUGUAAUUCUUGACUCUAAGCGUCAGUGGGCAGUAAAAUAUGGCUGAGCGGGUCGUGAGAUGGUUUUCUUGAGACGCGGUGACGCACAUUGCUGGCAUAGGAGGAGACGUGAACCGGGAAGACUUUAAAAUCCCACCAGUCACAAGACUGCUGCUGUCUGCCUGCCUGCCUGUAUGCGUCUGGCUGUCUCAAUGCCGGAGCGGUGCUGAACCUGUGACUUCCUCACACUUUCUCUCAUAAAAGAGCGGAUGGAGAACGGUGGCUUGUGUAAGCAGGGCUCCAACAGCUCGGACGAUGAGUUGGUGGAUCUGACCAGAGCAGAGCAGGACCUUGCCGAGGAUGAGCCUUACUUGGACCAGGACCAGACUGCAGGUUACAGUAAUGGUUCCCGAGGGCAGGUUGGUAGUGCUGGCCUGCUGGAUCUGCUGGACGAAGGAGUGCCUGGAGUGGGCACCUACGAAGACUUCAACACCAUCGACUGGGUGAGAGAGAAGUCAAAGGACCGGGACCGCCACAGAGAGAUCAACAGAAAGAAGAAGCAGUCUGACCUGGCUCUGCUCUUGAGUUUAAGUGAUGCUUUCUCUGGGUGGCUUCUCAUGCUUCUUAUUGGACUACUGUCAGGAGCCUUAGCUGGAGGUAUAGACAUUGCAGCUCACUGGCUGACAGACCUGAAGGAGGGUGUUUGUCUGAACGGUUUCUGGUUCAAUCAUGAGCACUGCUGCUGGAACUCCAAGGAGACCACCUUCCAGGAGAGAGAUAAAUGCCCCCAGUGGAAGAGCUGGGCUGAGCUUAUGGUGGGAGUCCCUGAGGGGGCGAGUGCAUAUGUGGUGAACUAUUUGAUGUAUGUGAGCUGGGCUCUGAUCUUCUCCUUUCUGGCCGUCAUCCUGGUCAGAGCCUUCGCCCCAUAUGCCUGCGGUUCAGGAAUCCCUGAGAUUAAGACAAUCCUCAGUGGGUUCAUAAUCAGAGGUUACCUCGGUAAGUGGACAUUGGUGAUAAAGACCAUCACUCUGGUCCUGGCCGUGUCAUCAGGCCUCAGUCUGGGUAAAGAGGGUCCGCUGGUGCAUGUGGCCUGUUGCUGUGGCAACAUCCUCUGCCACCUCUUCGAAAAGUACCGCAAGAACGAGGCCAAGAGGAGAGAGGUCCUGUCUGCAGCGUCUGCUGUGGGUGUGUCUGUAGCUUUUGGAGCUCCUAUAGGAGGAGUGCUUUUCAGUCUGGAAGAGGUCAGCUACUACUUCCCUCUGAAGACAUUGUGGCGCUCUUUCUUCGCUGCUCUGGUGGCGGCUUUCACCCUGCGCUCCAUUAACCCGUUCGGGAACAGUCGCUUGGUUCUGUUCUACGUGGAGUUCCACACUCCGUGGCAUUUCCUGGAGCUUUUCCCCUUCGUCCUUUUAGGUAUUUUUGGUGGUCUGUGGGGGGCACUCUUCAUCCGGGCGAAUAUUGCCUGGUGCCGGCGACGGAAGACCACCCGGUUGGGCCACUACCCCGUGCUGGAGGUUGUGGUGGUGGCUCUAGCCACAGCAGUCUUGGCUUUCCCCAACGAAUACACCCGCAUGAGCAGCAGCGAGCUGAUCUCCGAGCUUUUUAAUGACUGCAGCCUGCUGGACUCCUCAAAGCUGUGUGACUACACCCCUCUGGGCAAAGGCGGAGAAAGAACUGCAAACUUUAGCGAAACCACUAAUGGGCUACCUGACCGGGCAGCAGGAUCAGGGGUCUACACUGCCAUCUGGCAGCUUGUACUUGCCCUGGUCUUUAAAAUGUUCAUCACCGUGGUUACUUUCGGCAUGAAGGUGCCCUCUGGUCUGUUCAUCCCCAGCAUGGCAGUGGGGGCGAUAGCCGGCAGGCUGCUGGGCAUUGGCAUGGAGCAGCUGGCCUACUACCACCAUGACUGGCCCAUGUUUAAAGGCUGGUGCUCUCCUGGAGCCAAAUGCAUUACCCCGGGCCUUUACGCCAUGCUUGGGGCAGCAGCAUGUCUGGGUGGUGUUACACGAAUGACCGUCUCUCUGGUGGUUAUCAUGUUCGAGCUAACUGGUGGACUGGAGUACAUCGUGCCUUUGAUGGCGGCCACCAUGACUAGUAAGUGGGUGGCGGACGCUCUGGGCCGAGAGGGCAUCUACGAGGCACACAUCCGCCUCAACGGUUACCCCUUCCUGGAGCCCAAAGAGGAGUUUGAGCAAAAGACGCUGGCCAUGGACGUGAUGCGACCGAGGAGGAACGACCCUCCACUGUCCGUCCUAACGCUGGAUGGAAUGACCGUGGAGGAGGUGGAGGGGAUGAUAUCUGACACAUCGUACAGUGGCUUCCCCGUGGUGGUCUCACAUCAGUCUCAGAGGCUAGUGGGCUUUGUGCUGCGAAGGGACCUGGUGAUAUCAAUAGAUAAUGCACGUUGUUGCCAGGAUGGCAUUGUAGGAGCAUCGCGUGUACUCUUCACCGAACACGCUCCUUCACAGCACCAGGGUGGUCCUCCUCCACUCAAUUUGCGCCCUAUCCUGGACCUCAGUCCUCUGGUCAUCACUGACCACACACCCAUGGAGAUCACUGUGGACAUCUUCCGCAAGCUUGGCCUCCGCCAGUGCCUCGUCACACAGAACGGGCGUCUGUUGGGGAUCAUCACUAAGAAGGACAUUUUGAAGCACAUGGCUCAGAUGGCCAAUAGAGAUCCUGACUCUAUCCUGUUUAACUGAGGAGGAUUGUUUUCUGGACUUUGGUAGGAGAGACUCGUACAGAAACCUUGUUUCCUUCAUAUGAACACUCAUCUGAGCCUGGAUAGGAUCGUCCAGUCGCCACCUAAAUGUGCCUGUGUGGGAGGUAUUGUGGGGUUUGUGUUACUGAUACAGUGUGAGCAUGGCUCCAGGCUGCUUUUAUACCAGCAGAGCGGGGCAAGCCUGGACACGAUGUCCCGCUACUGGAGGUUUCAUUUCUUCUCCAGCUUAGCUUAAAGCUGGAGGGCAUUGAUGGGAAAGCAUAUGAAAGGCAUAGACACUGCUGUUGACAUUAAACACAACCUGCCAUUGACUGCUGCACUAAUACACACACACACCAUGGACACCACUGGAGGACCAGUUACUCUGCGCAAACCACUGCUGGUGCAAAUCUCUAUGACACUGCCACCAUACCACCAAACCAUAUCACCAAAAAUGCCUGUCUAGACCGAAGACUGUUCUAAUAAGCACAUAAACACUCACAUCCACAUGCACUCACUGGAGUACCUGUUACUCCACAUGCACCCUCCUUGAUCCAGAUUUUUUCCCUAAAGCCUCUAAUAUCACCAAAACAUUCCUUAUUUGACCAAAGCCUGUUUUAAUACAUUCCCAUGCUUAGACAUACCCAAACACAAAUCACUCAUCACUGUCAUAUCAAAACCUCAUAACUAGGGUUGGGCAACAUGGCAAAAAUAUAAUAUCACUAUACAUGAUAUCUUUACAUUAUGUGAUAUGUAUCAUGAUAUUUAGUUUUUCUGAGUGUGAUAUGUUGGCACAGACAGAAUCUGUAAUGCCACACUUAAAAUGUUAUCAAAAGCGAUGAAUACAUUGAUUUUUAUUUAACAUUUCAUAUGCUGCACUAAAUCCAGUUAAACAGGGCUAAUUUUGAUCUCUUUGUAAUGAAAUAUGCAGCUGUUCAGUGUUCUGUAAGUACUGAUGAAAUCAUUUCUUGUUACUGACCAAAUUACUUCAAUACUGUUGAAAGUAUUGAGAAAUUUCAUGGCAUUCAAUUUCUAAGAAGUCAGUUUUAUCAGUGUCAGUGGGCCAAUAAUCAUGCUUAUACAGCUGAUUGGCUGUCUAAAUGAUACUGCAUGUCGUUCCUGUCCAAAACAGUAACUUUAAAAGAAAAGGCAAAAUUGUUCUUUACCUUCAAUGUAAGUUAAUGUAAAGAGAUUUUAUU